Molecule: messenger RNA, 7418 nt
Organism: Periophthalmus magnuspinnatus
Lineage: Eukaryota; Metazoa; Chordata; Actinopteri; Gobiiformes; Gobiidae
Gene: src
Product: v-src avian sarcoma (Schmidt-Ruppin A-2) viral oncogene homolog
Exons: 12
Coding region: 439-2049 (536 amino acids)
Biological process (GO): epidermal growth factor receptor signaling pathway; negative regulation of intrinsic apoptotic signaling pathway; cell adhesion
Cellular component (GO): extrinsic component of cytoplasmic side of plasma membrane
Molecular function (GO): ATP binding; non-membrane spanning protein tyrosine kinase activity; growth factor receptor binding
Source: RefSeq, a predicted model, not a curated record
GCGUGGCAAGCAGGGAAUGUACCGUUGCGCAUAGGGACGUACCCGCUCCAACUCGCUGUUACAUUCUGGCGUUUUUAUAUAUUUUUACCACUUUAAAUCCGUCUUCUUCAAACGAGAUUUUGUGUUAACGAAAAAUAGCCGCUUCCUUGGUCAAUCGGCGUCAUGACUUUCCCCAAAACCGCCUUCUUUUUUAGUUGAAUGGGACCCUACGUCGCUUGCGUCGCUCGCUUUUGGCACAGUGUCGCCUCUGCUCGUCGCUGCUACUGCUCCGAACUAUCACGCAGGACUUUUAAAUCCCGUGGAGGUCUUUGUAAGCGCUUUUAUUAAUGGUUUAAACCCGAAAAAAUCCUUCUUCUUCUGUCUGAGGAGGUGCAAAAGAGGAGACAGCCACCACGACGCCAGCAGAUCUCCCAUAGCGCGAACUACAGCGUUUAGGAGAUGGGGGGAUCCAAGAGUAAGUCUAAGGACGUGGGCCCGAGGACGCGUAGCCUGGAUGGAACCCUCGGCUCUGGGGUGGGGGCGGGCGGGCACUCCCUGAGCUCCACCCAAACCUCCACUGUCCCGAACCGCAGCCCCACCAUGGACGGAGGUCUGAGCUCACAACACCACAGCGGCACCCCAGAAAUCAAGCUCUUUGGAGGAGUGGACACCAACAACAUGACCUCCCCCAACCGGAGCACUAUAGCAGGAGGAGUGACGACGUUCGUGGCUCUGUACGAUUAUGAGUCCAGGACGGCCUCAGACUUGUCCUUCAGAAAAGGAGAGCGGCUGCAGAUCGUCAAUAACAUAGAGGGAGACUGGUGGCUGGCGCGGUCCCUCACCACUGGAGAGAGCGGAUACAUCCCCAGUAAUUAUGUGGCUCCAUCGGACUCCAUCCAAGCAGAAGAAUGGUACUUUGGCAAAAUAACUCGUCGCGAUUCAGAAAGACUGCUGCUCAAUCUGGAGAACAGACGAGGGACGUUUUUAGUGAGAGAGAGCGAGACCACCAAAGGUGCCUACUGUCUGUCUGUGCUGGACUAUGACAACACCAAAGGACUAAACGUGAAGCAUUACAAAAUCAGGAAACUGGACUCAGGAGGAUUUUACAUCACCUCUCGCACACAGUUCCUUACUCUGCAGCAGCUCGUCAACCACUACCGCAAGCACGCAGACGGCCUGUGCCACAGUCUCACAGAGAUCUGUCCUGUACUCAAGCCUCAGACUCAGGGCUUGUCCAAAGACGCCUGGGAGAUCCCCCGAGAGUCCCUCCGUCUGGACCUCAAACUGGGGCAGGGCUGCUUCGGGGAGGUCUGGAUGGGCACUUGGAACGGCACAACGCGGGUGGCCAUAAAGACACUGAAGCCGGGCACCAUGUCUCCUGAGGCUUUUCUGCAGGAGGCGCAAGUCAUGAAGAAGCUCCGACAUGAGAAAUUGGUGCAGCUGUACGCAGUGGUGUCAGAGGAGCCGAUCUACAUCGUCACAGAGUAUAUGACUAAAGGGAGCUUACUGGACUUCUUGAAAGGAGACAUGGGUAAAAUGCUGCGUCUGCCUCAGCUGGUGGACAUGGCUUCACAGAUUGCUUCAGGGAUGGCGUACGUGGAGAGAAUGAACUACGUGCACAGAGACCUCCGAGCCGCUAACAUCCUGGUGGGAGAUAACCUGGUUUGUAAAGUGGCAGACUUCGGCCUGGCUCGGCUCAUAGAGGACAACGAGUACACUGCAAGACAAGGAGCAAAGUUUCCUAUAAAGUGGACGGCCCCUGAAGCGGCGUUGUACGGGCGUUUCACCAUAAAGUCGGACGUGUGGAGCUUCGGGAUCCUCCUCACUGAACUUGCUACCAAGGGGAGAGUGCCGUAUCCAGGGAUGGUAAAUCGUGAGGUUUUGGACCAAGUAGAGCGUGGGUACCGGAUGCCCUGCCCCGCGGAGUGCCCAGAAUCUAUGCACGAGCUAAUGCUAACCUGCUGGAGGAAGGAGCCAGAGGAGCGGCCUACUUUUGAGUACCUGCAGGGCUUCUUAGAGGACUACUUCACCUCCACAGAGCCCCAAUACCAGCCGGGAGAAAACCUCUAAAAACACACAUGAUCUAUGCACAUGUACACUGCAGAAAGAGGGAAAUAUGAACGUUAAAUUACAAAAAUUCAGAAUCUUGAGUCAAACUAGUCCUGACGAGUUUAAAUAUAUUUACUGGGAUCUGUUUCUUCUCCUUGAUUCAAGUCAUAUAGAGCUUUUUUGAUAUGUGUGUAAUCCCUCUGUCAUCCAGGUCUGAUCCAGAGCAAAAGAAAAAUAAAAUCUGUCAACUGGACAAAUCGUUGUAGGAGUGAAGACGUUUUGCUUCUCAUCCAAGUCACUUCUUUAGUUCUGGUCAGUUUACUGGGGGACACUUCCUUAUAUCUUUCUUUUUGAAGAGAGAAGCUAACGACACUGAAACUCAAAACACCUAUUGUGUUUAUUACAGAAACUGCGAACAAUCGGUGUUUUAAAUUUCAGUGUAGUUGCAUCGUCCCUUCAGACAGAUAUAAGGCAGAACUGAAGAAGCGGCUUGGAUCAGCAGCGAAGCAUCUUCACUCCUACAACUGACAGAUUUGAUUUUUCUUUUGCUUUAGUGCGUUCAUGACACUUCAUAAUUUCAGAUGGAGGGCAGGGGCUUGUAUAACUCUAUGGGAGAUUCAUAUGGGAGUUUUUGGAAGAAAUAUUCAAAAUUAUGAUCCACAAAUGUUGAACCUUCUGAUCAUUUUUGGGAUUUGGCUCAACAAAUUCGCCACAUUAAUCUUAUGGUUUAAUGUUUGACAACAAUCUCGUCUUUGGGGUUGAAUAAUGGCACCACUUUUUGAAGCUAUUGUAAAAAAAAACAAAAAAAUAAAAAAAUAACACUUUUGUUUAUUUAUACUAACAGAGAAGAUGUAGCAGUCGCUUUUAUUAAAAUCAGAAAACAUAAAAUAGCCUAAACAACCUGUUAAAAUUCGAAUUAAUGAAAAUAAAAACGACUCAAUUAAUUUUAUAUGUUGAAUACUUCAGUUUGUGGUGUUGUUUUAAUAUUUAUUAUACUUCAAAGUUGGCAUUAGAGGCACAACCAUCUCUCUCAACAAUGCUCCGGUGAAGUGUUUGUUUUAUUUGUGUAGUUUUUAACAUGUUGCCAGCUCCAUGUCCACUGCCUGAUCUUCAAAUAUUUAUUUAUUUUAGCAUAACUCGGCAAAAUCUCCAUACGCAUACAAUCAGACAGGAAGUAGUGACGCUAACAGUGCACAGUCUGUUCUACAAUGUUGUGACAUGAUGUGAAUAUCUCAUUAGAAAAAAUAUAUAUAUAACCCAGUCAAAAAUAAACCUAAGGUACAAACUAGUCAGAACGACUGGAACAACUCAAGAUUCUGAAUUCAACUAAUUUCAACUUAAACUUUCUUUUUCUGCCACAAAUAGGACUUGAUUAUAACGAUUAAAAUGCUAAUGUUGAGUAGAAUCACUAACAUGGACAUCUGUGGCACCGAGGACGACUGCACGAUUUUUACAGGAAUUACGAUACUUUCCACAAGCAAAAAAAAAAGUAAAGGAAAAGAACGUUGUCCAAGAAUAACCAACAACCUUCCUACGGAGACAUCAUUAUAAUAUAUUUUUAUCAUGUUGAAAAUGUGCUUUGUAACUACGGCAACAACGAACUAAAGAUUUUAAAAAAUGGACUUAACAAAAGCAGGUGAAUUGUUGAUGGAAUAUCACGAUUCUGCUAAAAUGUAAAUAAAUUAGCUUGGGAUGUCUUCACUUCAAACUUAAUAACUGAUGCAAUUUUUUCUCAAUGAACAACGUUUUGGAAAUCGCUACAAAUUUGUUUUUAUUUUUGAAUUUUGGGAUUAACUGGAUCGUUUGACGUGUACAACUUCCCUAUAUUGCUUCCUUUUAAAUGGCAGGCUCUGUAUUUUGGGCUAAUAAUGUUUUUAUACUUUUUUUUUUUCAUUUGUGGACUUGACGCAAAAAGAAAGAAGAGGAUACAAGUGGCAUUUUUGACAUAAAGCUAAUGUCUACUGAUCAGUAAACUGCAGAAACAUUGAAAUGAUCUGAACUAACAUUAAGAAGCUUGUUUUUUAUUUCAUUAGGUCAAGAUUAAUUUGCUUAUAUUUAUAGUUUUUAAAGGUGCAAUAUGUAACUUUUCUGCUGGAGGAACGGCCACCUGCUUGUUGCUAUGGAGAUGUUAUUGCUUUACCUGGAAUGUUUCACAAUAUGGCAUUAAACUUGGCACUCUUGCAUUGAUUCAAGCUUUUUCGGGGCUAAGCAAACACGCAUUUGUGUUUGCUUUUCCACAGAUCUGACUGGUAACUUUGCCUAAGUUGCAUCACCCAAGUAUUGAAACAACGUAAUGCCACAGUAUGUAACAUUUUAGUGAAAAAAAAUACUAAAAUGAAAGCAUGUUUUGUUUUGUUUUUUCAUUUUGAGUUGUGUUUAUUGCAAUCAAAAACAUGCUCUGAGCGGGCUUGCAUCUCCACAAACCCGACUCUUAUGUGAAUGUUCCUAAGUAGGGAAUCAUGCAGGUGACGUAUCACUUCCAGAAAAUUACACAAUGUAUCUUUAACUCUUAGUAGGUAAAAAUAAACCUAAACUAGUCAACGCUUCUAAAAUCAGGGUAAAUUGUUCAUAAUUGGAGUGAUUUUCUGAUUGUUUUUUGCCGUGUAAAAGUGAUCUCAGGUGGAGGAGACAUCUUUCUGCUGCAUGGACUUUUGUGCCAAUGAAACCUGCUCUUUUGUGCCAGUGCACUGUGUAAUUAAAAGUGUAUUUUGGUACGACUUAUUAACAUUAAGACAAUCUUUUAACAAAUAUAACUCACUUUUGUGUUCUUCCUUUUGGCUCAUCGGCAUCAGCUUCUGGUGCUAAAUCAGGAACACGUAAACAUCCUGUCGUUUGUAUCAUGAUUUUAUUAAUAAUUGUGUCUGGGCUAUAAUAAUUGUUGCUGUUUUAUUUUAAAUGCUUCUUUGGGCGUCGUCAUACACUGGAGAUGGACACUGCAACAAGGAAAAAGCAUUUUAUUUUUAAUUAUUUGAAUUUGGUAUUUGGACUUGAGCUGUUCUGACUGGUUUUUAUUUAUUUAGGCUUCUGUAAGAAACCAUGAUACGUGUUCAGUGAGCGUUUAUGACAUACCACACAUGAAUAAUUAUUUGACAACACUGAUCUAAAACAACAACUCCAAUUGUCUGGGGUUUGCGUGCUCUCUCUGUGUCUGGGUGUGGUUCCUCAGGGCACUCUGGUUACGCCCAUCAACCCAAAACGUGCACAAUAUGUCAGAUACUCCAGCUGAGGUACAGUCCCGACAAGAUCUGGAGAUGGGUCCCCAGAAGCUCCUGGUGGAUGGGUCAAAUGUAGAGAGCACAUGUACAAGGACAAAAGUACCUGAAACCUAACUGUGAGUAUGGUAGCAUUAUGUGUCCUUAAAAGUUUAUACGUGGUUUUCAUUACUAGAUUAUUAAAGAAAACAUAGAAAGUCUGCAAAUCUAUGUCUAAGUAACUAAAGUAAACAAGGCUGGUCAGAACAGCUCAAAUCAACAAUCAAAUCCUGAAUCCAAGUAAUUGAAAUUGAAUUGUUUUGCAGUAUAGUAGCUGUGGAAGCGUGCAAGAUACAAGUGGUACCAGUAGAGGGCAGUGCAGGGACAGUCCUGAAACACUGUAAAUACAAAUUGUUUUAUUAUUCUUGUAAAUAUGAUUUUAUAAUUUAUUCCACACAAAAGUUUAUUUUAUUUCCAGCUUCACCGUCACCAAUGCUUUCCUCUGGUUCGUUUAUGGGUGAGAUCAUAUUUUUGCUAGUUUAAAGUACGACAGUUCAAGUUUGAUUUCUGGAGUGUAUCGGCCUACUGUAUUUUUCUAAUGUUGACGUUUGGUUGUACAUUUUGUGACUGACAAUAAACGGUAAAGCCUGUUGGUUUAAGGUACGGAGAAAAAAAUAUAAUAAUAAUUUGAACCUAUUUCUUCAAUUUUUCCUGUAAUGACGGGGUACACUGUGGAAAAAUACCAUCCACGAGAAGUAUUUCUACAUCUAUUAUUUAUGUGUUUAACCUGGAUCAAAGUCACUAGCACACUCAUUUCUAGCAAAUUUUUCAUGGGUUUCAGUGGUGGAACUUAUCGAAGUAAAAGUAGUAAAGUACUGUACUUGACUAAAAAAAAAAAAUGGUAUCUGUACUUUUUACUUCACUACAUUUGAGAGCAAGUAUCUGCAUUUUCUGCACGACUACAUUUUUGAACUGGACUGAAAAGUAAAAGUAUUUUUUAUUAUUGAGACCUGCAGAAAAGUCUGAGGGUUUAUUUUUUACAUGUUCAUAGUUUGAGCAAAACAAAAAUAUACAAAUAAAAACAGAGAAAUGCAACGAGUUCUGAACAAAAUUCAGCACAAACCUUUAUCAAAAUCACUACAUUUGAAGCUUUAUUAGACCUAAAAAUGUACCUAAAAGAACAUUUUUAAACAGAUACUGUAAUACUUUACUUAUGUAGAUUUUCCCAUGUGAUUCUUUUACUUUUACUUGAGUAUUUUUUUUGCUCAGGUAUCUGUACUUUUACUUAAGUAACACAAUUGAGUACUUCUUCUUCCAUUACUGAUGGGUUUCAGUUUUCUGUUUUCUGUAACAGUUUGAGUAGUUUUCACCCAUUCAAAUAUACAUAUUUUGUUUCAGAUUGUUAAUUGCUAUGGCAACAUCCUAAUGUCUUAUCAUUCUGGGACCCUGGAUAGUAUAUUUUUUAGAUAUCGACUGAUAUUAAAUGUUUCCUGGCCGAUGCUGAUAUCAGUUAAUUAGAAUCCAGAGAAACCUUUUGGGCAAUAUGUAAGACCAAUUUAGAUAGUUUUCCCCAGAUUAUAUCAUUUUGAAUUUACUAACGUCAUUCACAGCUCUUUAUUUUAAUACAAACUGGACAUGAGAGUAGUGUUGUCACAUUUUGUGCAGUAGCGUCUUGUGUUCAAGUAAAGCUAUAAUCUUCAGGCAGCGGAUCGACCCAAAUAAAACAUUGGCCUCUUGUAGAUUAAAGGCCAACAGCUCAUAUAUAUCGAUCUAUCUGUAAUAUUUUAGUUUGUCUGGGGUGAGGGAAGUCUGGUAGUCCCUGCUUAGACUGCUGCCUCCGUGACUCGACCCUGGAAAAGUGGAAGAAAAAUGGAUGGACAAAAUAAUUGUUUACAUAAAUAAUAAAUCUUAAUCAGCCAAAACUAACUUCAAAUCCUGAAUUUAAGCCAAUUAUCUUAUUUGGAUGUUACUUAUUUUUGACAGUGUAGCAUUUUUAAAUACGUCUCGGUAACAAUGGUUGGUCUACAUUUAUGUCUGGGGCCUAAAGUGUUGCAGGCAUUAAAAGGCUAUGCAGUAUUUUUCAUUCCUGAAUAAUCUUUUGUACUGUUUUUAAAUGAAAAUAUGAACUGUUUAUGCUGUUCAAAUGAAUAUGGCGUUUGUUCAAAAUCAAAAAUAUGUUUGAAUAAAAUUUGUAUUGAG